Messenger RNA from Glycine soja, 1650 nucleotides. RefSeq names its product heat shock factor protein HSF24-like. NCBI's taxonomy places the organism in Eukaryota, Viridiplantae, Streptophyta, Magnoliopsida, Fabales, Fabaceae. Gene Ontology annotation, molecular function: RNA polymerase II cis-regulatory region sequence-specific DNA binding; DNA-binding transcription factor activity. The record is from RefSeq and is a predicted model, not a curated record. Gene Ontology annotation, biological process: regulation of transcription by RNA polymerase II. The transcript has 2 exons. Gene Ontology annotation, cellular component: nucleus. Bases 518 to 1378 code for a protein of 286 amino acids.
GACUUGAGUGCCUGCCUCUCAAAAAUUUCUAGAACCCACGUCACUUUGGAAGUUGGCUUCCUUUUCUUCUCUUUUCUCUUCUUUUCCUUCCCAAUAUUGAUGCUAAUAUUUAUACAAGAGUCCUUUGCAAGAAUCCAUAACAACACCCUCUAUUAACCUUUCUCUCUCCUCUCUUUCCUCUCUCUUGGAACAAACGACAAGUUAUGGUAGUAUUUGUCAUUCAUUUCACAAAACUGGUUCACCUUUGGACCCAUGGCUUCUAAAAACUCCACGUUGUUCCAGUCUCGCUUCUUCCUCUUCGGCUUCUAUUGCUGGGACUGGGAGUUUCUCACCGCUCUUCUCCUCUUUAGUUCUUCUUCCUAAUCAAAUAACCUUCUCCACCAUACAUAAACCUUUUUUUUUUUGUCUUUUGUACUUAAAUUUCUCAUUACUACAUCAACAAAAGAGGCAUAGAUUUUUUCUUCUUUUAUUAAAAUAAUAGUUUGUGAGGUAGGUGGAGGGUAGAUCGGGAAGAAAAAUGUCGCAGCAGCAGCGUUCGAUGCCGGCGCCGUUUUUGACGAAAUCGUAUCUGUUGGUGGAUGAUCCCGCCACCGACGACGUCGUUUCGUGGAGCGAAGGUGGCAACACCUUUGUCGUUUGGAAACACGCCGAUUUCGCUAAUGAUUUGCUCCCCAAGUACUUCAAGCACAACAACUUCUCCAGCUUCGUUCGCCAACUCAACACCUAUGGAUUCCGAAAAACUGUUCCCGACAAAUGGGAAUUCGCCAACGAGUAUUUCAAGCGAGGACAAAAGGAUCUUCUCGCCGAGAUCAAGCGGCGGAAGACGGUGUCUUCGGUGUCCGGAAAAUCCGGCAGUGGCGGUAACAUUUCGGCGUCCCACUCCGGCGGCGAUGACAUGGGGUCGACAUCGACGGGGUCGAUGGAGGCGGCGACGGCGACAGUAACAACGACUCAGUGCGCGGAUUUAUCGGGCGAGAACGAGAAAUUGAAGAAGGACAACGAGAAAUUGAGCGACGAGUUAGCCCGCACGAAGAAACAUUGCGACGAUUUGGUGGCGUUUCUUAGAGACUCGCUGAACGUGGGCCCCGAUGUGAUAGAUUGCAUCAUUCGGCAAGGAACGUGUGGGUCCAGCAACGAUGAUGCGGUGCGUUUUGAUGCUACUGAAAAUCUUAAUAAUCAUAAUCAUGAUGACGACGAAAAUGCGGUAGGUGAGUGUGAACCAGAACAACCCAAAGGUGACAAUGGAGAAAGUUUGAAACUGUUUGGGGUUUGGUUGAAGGGUCAAAAUGGGAAAGAGAAUUCAAUUGGUAGCUGCCGCAAGAGAGGGCGCCAAGACCCUAUUGCUGCCACUGCCAAGGAAUUGAAGACCCUUGUCUAGGACAUAUCCUAAGGUUGUUAAUUAAUUACCUUAUAAUAUUUCAAGAAACAACUAUUAUAGUCAGAUCUAGAACACAAAAAAGAACUCUCUCUUGGUCAUCAUGGAACAUGUAUGGUCGAUAGUAGUUGUUGUUAAUUCAUGGCAUUUUGUAGUUUGGUUUGGUGAUGGUGCAAGGGACUUCGUAAAUUAUACUAAUAAUGAUGAUGAUUAAGAUUAUGUGUAUAAGCAUUAAUUUGUAUGAUUGGAUUUAAAUGGGUCGUGUUUGUUUUCAA